This is a messenger RNA of Tigriopus californicus, 1421 nucleotides long. RefSeq names its product seminal metalloprotease 1-like. The transcript is spliced from 7 exons. Lineage: Eukaryota; Metazoa; Arthropoda; Copepoda; Harpacticoida; Harpacticidae. The record is from RefSeq and is a predicted model, not a curated record. Bases 215 to 1276 code for a protein of 353 amino acids. Gene Ontology annotation, biological process: proteolysis. Gene Ontology annotation, molecular function: zinc ion binding; metalloendopeptidase activity.
GUCGAGCACAAAAUGACGCAACAGCUGAGCAAAGAAUGGGUUUUCCACCACCAGUGAUUGAACGCAUGUUUAGGCUUGUUCCGUACAUAAAAGUUUGAGGAUCGUUUUGGGUUGGCGUUGGCUAUAAAACAGGCCCUCAGGCCUCACAAUGUACAUUUAUGUGGUAUAAUUGCAUUCCUCUUUGACUUUAGUGAGCAUUGGCAGACUGGCCAAGAUGGCGUUGUGUAAGGUGAUCCAUUAUUGUUUUCUACUUAAAUUCGUGGGGUCCACACCAAUUGCACAAGAUUAUCCUGUUCCAUCGGAUCGUGGAAUUUUUGGCGACCUGUUUUUCCCUCUAAACCAACAAUCUUCGAGAAACACCGAUUUUUAUGACAAUUUGUCUGGCGCUGAUGACAAUUAUGAAUCAUCGUACACCGACAUUGACGCUGAAGCUGGAAAUGAGAAGAACGAAGAUUCACAAUCAAAAAGCGACCCGCCUCAACGAGACAGCCGAGGAAGCUAUAUCGUGGAUGAUAUGAUAAUCCCAGCGGAUCUAUAUGAAGGCCGGUUUGAACUCUCCGGGCUCUCCAAUGAAGAAUAUCGUUGGAAGGAUCAAGCCAUUCCUUACCAAAUUUCCGGAGACUUAAGUUCGACACAAAAGGAAGAGUUUGAAGCUCGAGUUGCAGAGUUCAAUGACUUGUUGGGUGGUUGUCCCAUAAUCAGGCCAGCCCUUGAGACAGAUUCGGACUUCUUGUUGGUGCAAUUGACUUCGGAUGAAAGAAUUUGUGGCCGAUCAACGGUCGGCAAAAUUGGUGGAGCCCAAGGACUCCUCAUUGGGGCUGAUUGCUUUCGCGGUCGAACUGUUGCCCAUGAGAUCAUUCAUGCUAUGGGAUUUUUUCAUGAGCAGAGCCGACCGGAUCGAGACCUUUAUGUAACCGUGGUUUUAGACAACGUGUUGGACACCUACAGACGGAACUUUGAGAAGAUGCCGAACUCUCUAACCUUUGGGGUGCCAUAUGAUGGUUUGAGUAUUAUGCAUUAUCCAGAUAGAGCCUUUAGCAAAAAUGGAAAGCCCACCAUUAUUUCAAAGAUUCCUGGAGUUCCUGAAUCCAGGUUUGCCAAAGGGUUGACUCCAACAAGAUCUGAUAUUUUGAAGAUCCGUGCAAUGUAUCAAUGUUCUCAACCUAAUCCGGAUUAUGACUACAAUAAUUAUGGCGAGGGAACCGUUGAAGGUUCAAACUAUUAUUCAGACGAUGAUACGAAAUCCAAGAAUGAUGACCAAUAUGAAUAUGCAUAGUGACGUAAUCCACUUUGCAAUCCAUUACAUUAUAUGACAAUUUACUUGUUGGAUGUGCUGGACUUUGGAAUAUACAUAGCACUAUUCUAUUUCCUCGUAUCCUGAUCAUUCCGUUACAAUAAAACAGUCUUUUUGCUCGAACGUA